Molecule: messenger RNA, 1155 nt
Organism: Mesoplodon densirostris (Blainville's beaked whale)
Lineage: Eukaryota; Metazoa; Chordata; Mammalia; Artiodactyla; Ziphiidae
Gene: GRPR
Product: gastrin releasing peptide receptor
Exons: 3
Coding region: 1-1155 (384 amino acids)
Biological process (GO): G protein-coupled receptor signaling pathway
Cellular component (GO): membrane
Molecular function (GO): G protein-coupled peptide receptor activity
Source: RefSeq, a predicted model, not a curated record
AUGGCUCUGAAUGACUGUUUGCUUCUAAACUUGGAAGUGGACCAUUUCGUACACUGCAACAUCUCUAAUCACAGUGUGGAUCGCCCCAUGAACGACGACUGGUUCCACCCGGGGGUCCUGUAUGUCAUCCCUGCAGUUUAUGGGGUCAUCAUUCUGAUAGGCCUCGUUGGCAACAUCACCCUGAUCAAGAUCUUCUGUACCGUGAAGUCCAUGCGAAAUGUACCGAACCUCUUCAUCUCCAGCCUGGCUUUGGGAGACCUGCUUCUCCUGGUAACCUGUGCGCCCGUAGAUGCCAGCAGGUACCUGGCCGACAGAUGGCUGUUUGGCAGGAUUGGCUGCAAACUGAUCCCUUUUAUCCAGCUUACCUCAGUAGGGGUGUCUGUCUUCACACUCACAGCUCUCUCAGCAGACAGGUACAAAGCCAUCGUCCGGCCAAUGGAUAUCCAGGCCUCUCAUGCCCUGAUGAAGAUCUGCCUCAAAGCCGCACUGAUCUGGAUCAUCUCCAUGUUUCUGGCCAUCCCAGAGGCUGUAUUUUCUGACCUACAUCCCUUCCACGAGGAAAGCACCAACCAGACCUUCAUUAGCUGUGCCCCAUACCCACACUCUAAUGAGCUGCACCCCAAAAUCCACUCCAUGGCUUCCUUCCUGGUCUUCUACAUCAUCCCGCUGUCGAUCAUCUCUGUUUACUACUACUUUAUUGCCAAAAAUCUGAUCCAGAGUGCUUGCAAUCUACCCGUGGAAGGGAAUAUACACGUCAAGAAGCAGAUCGAAUCCCGGAAGCGCCUGGCCAAGACAGUGCUAGUGUUUGUGGGCCUCUUUGCCUUCUGCUGGCUCCCCAACCACGUCAUCUACCUGUACCGCUCCUACCACUACUCCGAGGUGGACACCUCCGUGCUCCACUUCGUCACCAGCAUCUGUGCCCGCCUCCUGGCCUUCACCAACUCCUGCGUGAACCCCUUUGCCCUCUACCUGCUGAGCAAGAGUUUCAGGAAACAGUUCAACACCCAGCUCCUCUGUUGCCGGCCCAGCCUGAUGACCCGGUCUCAGAGCACCGGCAGGAGCACCACCUGCAUGACCUCCUUCAAGAGCACCACACCCUCCGCGGCCACCUUCAGCCUCCUCAACGGAAACAUCUGUCACGAGGGGUACGUCUAG